This is a messenger RNA of Cephus cinctus (wheat stem sawfly), 2088 nucleotides long. It is a transcript of the gene Inos, whose product is annotated as inositol-3-phosphate synthase 1-A. The record is from RefSeq and is a predicted model, not a curated record. Gene Ontology annotation, cellular component: cytoplasm. NCBI's taxonomy places the organism in Eukaryota, Metazoa, Arthropoda, Insecta, Hymenoptera, Cephidae. Gene Ontology annotation, molecular function: inositol-3-phosphate synthase activity. The transcript is spliced from 7 exons. Gene Ontology annotation, biological process: inositol biosynthetic process; phospholipid biosynthetic process. Bases 280 to 1833 code for a protein of 517 amino acids.
GGCACUUUUGGUUUUUCUCUACAAGCCUCAUCUGUUUUUGUGUUCGUCGAAGUAGCUCAACUUCACCAAUCGUCCUGUGCAUCUUGACUGAGAAUUCUUUAAAAAUUCUCAUUGCGGUCCAACGUUUACGAAUAUCUGAAUAAUAUUUUGAUUAGGUUCCUCGUGUAUUAUCUAAAAAGACACAUUUUUAUAAUUAUAUACUUUUCGUGGUUACGUUCUUCUAGGAGGCUUAAAUUUGUCUUGAUCAUACCUGAAACUUUAUUUAGUAAUUUUAAAAAGAUGGCUCUUAAGAUUCGCGUUGAUUCACCCAAGGUGAAAUACACGCAGGAUUAUAUUGAAGCCCAGUACGAGUAUCAGACGACUAAUGUCACAAGGACAGGAGAUAAGGAUUUAAAGUAUUUGGUCACACCUGUCUCUACAAAUUUACUGAUUAGGACUCAAUUGAAAGUCCCAAAGUUAGGGGUAAUGCUUGUUGGAUGGGGUGGUAAUAAUGGGACAACAAUCACUGCUGCAUUGUUGGCUAACAAGAUGAAUCUGUCUUGGGAUACUAAAGACGGUCGUAAAAGCGCCAACUGGUAUGGCUCUCUUACUCAAGCAUCUACUGUGAAAUUAGGCAGUAGUGGAAGUGAAGAUAUUUUUGUUCCUAUGUCAUGGAUGUUGCCAAUGGUCAAUCCUAAUGAUAUUGAACUUGAUGGAUGGGAUAUUUCAGAUAUGAACUUGGCAGAUGCCAUGGAACGUGCCAAAGUAUUAGAUUUCAAUUUACAGAAGCAACUUAAACCAUAUAUGGUAGAUAUGAAACCCAGGAAAAGUUUAUACUACUCUGAUUUUAUUGCAGCGAAUCAGGAACAACGAGCUAAUAACAUUAUCUCUGGUUCAAAGAUCGAACAAUUAAACUUGAUCAGGAAAGACAUAGUAGAGUUUAAAUCUGCUAAGAAUUUGGACCAAGUAAUAGUCUUGUGGACUGCUAAUACUGAGAGAUUUUCCAGUAUUCUUCCUGGCGUCAAUGAUACUGCCGAUAACUUGUUAAAAUCCAUUAAGGAGGAUCAUCCAGAAAUUAGUCCAAGUACAAUGUUUGCUGUUGCAGCAACUCUUGAAGGUUGUACCUAUAUAAAUGGAUCUCCACAAAAUACAUUUGUACCAGGCGCAAUAGAAUUGGCCGAACGUCACAAAACGUUCAUCGGCGGUGAUGAUUUUAAAUCAGGGCAAACAAAACUGAAAUCAGUCCUUGUGGACUUUUUGGUCUCAGCAGGGAUUAAACCGGUUUCAAUUGUUAGCUAUAAUCAUCUUGGAAACAAUGAUGGUUACAAUUUAUCAGCUCCACAACAGUUCAGAUCAAAAGAGAUCUCCAAGAGCAACGUUGUGGAUGAUGUGGUACAGUCCAACAACAUUUUGUAUAAACCUGGAGAGCAUCCUGAUCAUUGUGUUGUCAUAAAAUACGUUCCCUAUGUUGGUGAUAGCAAGAGAGCCAUGGAUGAAUAUACAUCUGAAAUAAUGCUGGGUGGUCACAAUACCAUCGUGGUGCAUAACACUUGUGAAGAUUCCUUAUUAGCAAGUCCAAUCAUUCUAGAUUUGGUGAUCCUGGCAGAACUUUGUUCACGUAUCACUUUUAAACAGAUGGAUUACAAGAACGAGGAGUUUUCAGGAUUUCACAGUAUACUAUCAAUUCUUUCAUACUUGUGUAAAGCCCCAUUGGUGCCGCAAGGAACACCCAUUGUGAAUGCCUUGUUCAAGCAACGAGCUGCUAUUGAAAAUAUUCUUAGAGCUUGUUUGUCUUUACCUCCAGAGAAUAAUAUGCUUCUAGAGUACAAGAUCCGUUUGAAUAAAAAACUAUAGGAUUGUUAGGCAUCAAAUGCCUAUGUGAAUCAUGGGAAACCAAUUGAAAAACAAACUAGUAUUUCUAAUUAUUCCACAGGGUACAAAUAAAAUGAAUAUUUGUUCAUAAUUAUAAUAUAUAACAAACAAAUAAUUGCUUUGUGUCCUAAAAAAAUUUAGGAUAUAUUUUUCCACUGAAAUUUAUUAUCGAUGUAUUUUAACAAAUUGAAAAGUCAAAGUAUUUUUAUUAAACACAAACCAUUAUUUAAACAAGUA